Molecule: messenger RNA, 2835 nt
Organism: Silurus meridionalis
Lineage: Eukaryota; Metazoa; Chordata; Actinopteri; Siluriformes; Siluridae
Gene: xkr4
Product: XK related 4
Exons: 3
Coding region: 1110-2828 (572 amino acids)
Biological process (GO): phosphatidylserine exposure on apoptotic cell surface; engulfment of apoptotic cell; apoptotic process involved in development
Cellular component (GO): plasma membrane
Source: RefSeq, a predicted model, not a curated record
GUAGCAGUGAGGUCAGUAAAACUCAGCCAUGUCUUAAGCCAAGCCUUAGGUCUUCCUGAAGGAGACGGGUGGUGGGUCUCUCUGCUGCCUGACAGUGUGUGUGUGUGUGUGUGUGUGUGUGUGUGUGUGUGAGAUACCGGCCAAAGGAGGGCGUGCAGACACCAUAUCAUCGCAGCUGCUUCAUGCUGAGGGGUGUGUGAUGUGAUGUGGUUGCAGUGUUGUGUAGAUUAUAGUAGAGUGGAGUGUGUUGUGGAGUGUAGUGUGUUAUGUUGUGUAGUGGAGUGUGUUGUGUAGUGUUAUUGUGUUUAGUAGUGUGUAGUGUUAUGGUGUGUUAUGGUGUGUACUGUGUUGUGGUGUGACUAAGCAGCCAGAACCCGAGCAGGAAUGUGGUUCUCCUUCCUUUGUGGAGUUUUGUAUCUCUCUGGUGGAUGUGGUCUCACCUUCCUCCCUGAUCACACCUCCUUCACACACAAAACUGAGAAUCCUGUAGGAAAGUAGAUCGAUCAUGCAUGCAGGAAGUGUCUGAUAGACUCCACCAGGAAGCAUGAAUGCGUGCUGCAGAUGCUCCAGAUGCAAAAUAAUGAAAAGUGCAGCACGCACGCGGCAGAAGCAUGUACAGGAUGUGGGGAAGCCGUGAGGAAGAAGCCUGAUGAGCGACGGGCAAUGUGCAAAGAGAUGAUGUCAUGGUUUUAAGCGGAUGGGAGGAGGAGGAGGAGGAUGGAAUGGAGGAAGGGAUGGAGGGAUAGAGGGACGGAGGGAGGAAGGAGGAGGAGGAGAAUGCGAGCGUAAGGUUUCGCAGGCGCUCCGGAAAAAAAGGAAGCGGCGCUUUGUGAUGCGCAGGCGGCGCCGUGUAGCUGGCGGAAGACGAUCUCUCUCUCUCUCUCUCUCUCUCUCUCUCUCUCUCUCUCUCUCUCUCAGCCCAGCCCCAGCGUCUCUCCGCCCAAGGGAAAGACAGGAGGCAGACAGGAGGGACGUGGGGGGGAAAGUAAAAAAAACACAGAGUGUAAGAGAGAGGGAAAGGAAGAGAGAGAGAGAAAGAGAGAGAAAAAAGAAGGAAGAGAAAAGAAAAAGGAGGGGAAAACGGGAACGGCGUUGACGAAGCCGCUGCGAUGGCGGCCAAAUCGGACGGCGUGCUGAAGAUGAAGAAGAGCGACGUGGCGUUUACGCCCCUGCAGAACUCGGACCACUCGGGCUCGGUGCCGGGGCUGGCGGCGGGCUCGCGACCGGGCUCGGGCAGCGGCGAAGCAGAUUUCACGCGCGGGGAGGCGCGCUGCUGCGGUCCAGAGGACUCGACGUGCCUGCGGCUCGGCGGAGAGCGGCGGCGGUACGGCGCCUGGGACGGUCUGUGGCUGGUGGCGGCGGCCGCCGUGUACUUCGCCGACGUAGCCACGGACGUGUGGCUCUCUGUAGACUACUACCUGCGCCGCGACUACUGGUGGUUCGGCCUGACGCUGUUCUUCGUGGCGCUCGGCUCCGUCUCUGUGCAGGUCUUUAGCUUUCGCUGGUUCGUGCACGACUUCAGCACCUCGGAGAGCGACACCGCGGCCGCCGACGUCAGCAGCAGCAGCGGCAACGGCAGGACUAACGAGAAGCGCUCGGCGCCCUGCUCCUUCUGCCUCUGGCUCUUACAGUCCGUCAUUCACAUCAUGCAGCUCGGCCAGAUAUGGAGGUAUUUCCACACCAUCUACUUGGGUAUCCGGAGCAGACACAGCAGCGAGAACGACCGCUGGAGGUUCUACUGGAGGAUGGUGUACGAGUACGCGGACGUCAGCAUGCUCCACCUGCUCGCUACCUUCCUGGAGAGCGCACCUCAGCUGGUCCUGCAGCUCUGCAUCAUCAUUCAGACUCACAAGCUUCAGGCCGUGCAAGGAAUGACUGCUGCUGCCUCUCUGGUGUCCUUGGCUUGGGCUCUGGCGUCCUACCAGAAAGCGUUACGGGAUUCACGCGACGACAAGAAGCCCGUCAGCUACCUGGCGGUCAUUAUCCAGUUCUGCUGGCACUUUUUCACCAUCGCGGCACGCGUGGUGACCUUCGCUCUGUUCGCCUCCGUGUUUCAGCUCUACUUCGGGAUUUUCAUCGUGCUGCACUGGUGCAUCAUGACCUUCUGGAUCGUGCACUGCGAGACCGAGUUCUGCGUCACCAAGUGGGAGGAGAUCGUCUUCGACAUGGUGGUGGGGAUCAUCUACAUCUUCAGCUGGUUCAACGUCAAGGAAGGACACACGCGCUGCCGCCUGUUCAUCUACUAUUUGGUGAUCUUGUUGGAAAACGCGGCGCUCAGCACGCUGUGGUACCUGUACCGCUCGCCGCUGGGCACCGACGCUUUCGCCGUUCCUGCCCUGUGUGUGAUCUUCUCGAGCUUCUUCACCGGAAUCGUCUUCAUGCUUAUGUACUACGCUUUCUUCCAUCCUAACGGGCCUCGGUUCGGACGCUCUGCCAGCCUGAGCCAGCUGGAUGAUACCAACGUCACAAGCGGCUUCUCCAUGGCGACCGAAGGAGCCACCAAUUCCCUUCGCUCUAACAGGGGCGGCACUCUGGCAAGGGACGCUGACCGCGACGCCAAGUACGCCGAACGGGACGGAUGCGCUCCUGUUUUUCAGGUCCGUCCCACAGCACCGUCCACGCCGUCCUCCCGGACCCUUCGCGUGGACGAAACUGUCAUCAGAAUAGACGUAUGCAGGAACCGAUACCCUGCCUGGGAAAGGCACGUGCUGGACCGCGGCAUACGUAGAGCCAUCUUGGCUAUUGCUAACUCGCCGACGCCACCUCGACUGCAGUACAAGGAUGACAUGCUCGUCCAGGAGCGGCUGGAGUACGAGACCACGUUGUAGCUCACCC